AUGAUUAGUGAAACAUCACGUAAUGUUGCAGCUAUUGUCAAUUCCGAUAAAGGAUCCUGGCAUAUUCGAUUUAUAGUUAUGUCUGCAUCUAGUGAAUUGUUUCAAGUUCCCGGCUAUAAUAUACCCACCUGUGUGAAGUGUUCGGAACAUUUGACAAAUAGCGGUAAUGGUUUUUAUCAAUCUGUAGCUGCCUCCGCUGCAUCCGGACAACCGGCUUUGUCUGCAACAGCCGCUGCCGCCGCCGUCGCCGCUGUGGUUAACAGCACCACCAACUCCUCGAACGCAUUGAAUCAACAGCAAAUGCCUCAGCAAUUACAACAGCAACAGCAGAAUCAACAACAAACGCAACAGCAACAACAACAACAGCAGACCCAGCAGCAGCAACAACAACAGCAACAACACCAGCAACUGCAAAAUUCCACAAAUUCAACAAAUAGUCUACAGUCGCAGGACGAUUCAGAAGAUCAGACAGUUCAGCAACAGCAACAGCAACCAACGCGCCGUCCACGUAACGGUGUUAAAAAUAAAUUACAACAAAUCACCAUGUCCUCCUAUGAAUUGGAGAAGACCAUACAACAUUUAGAUGUACCUAUUAUUUGUUUUUGUAUAAAACUAUUGUAGAAACAUUAUAUUGCUUUCAAAAAAUCCCAAAAAAAUGUAAGCUUA
Musca vetustissima is the source of this 666-nucleotide messenger RNA. RefSeq names its product nuclear transcription factor Y subunit beta-like. The record is from RefSeq and is a predicted model, not a curated record. The transcript has 3 exons. Lineage: Eukaryota; Metazoa; Arthropoda; Insecta; Diptera; Muscidae. Bases 1 to 621 code for a protein of 206 amino acids.